This is a messenger RNA of Macrosteles quadrilineatus (aster leafhopper), 5848 nucleotides long. RefSeq names its product glycerophosphodiester phosphodiesterase 1. The transcript is spliced from 6 exons. Gene Ontology annotation, biological process: lipid metabolic process. Gene Ontology annotation, molecular function: phosphoric diester hydrolase activity. Lineage: Eukaryota; Metazoa; Arthropoda; Insecta; Hemiptera; Cicadellidae. The coding region runs from base 302 to 1426 and encodes 374 amino acids. The record is from RefSeq and is a predicted model, not a curated record.
UUGACUUUAUAGCCCGUCUUGCUUAAUCCUAGAUCAAGUUUUAAGUUUAACAGCUUCAUUUGGAUUAAGUGACCCUUUUUAUCUCUGUCACUUAGACUAUCUUUAAAAAAAACCCAUCCCUAUAAUCUUAAUUCAAAGAUAACUCAACAAACGAGGCCUUCCUCUUCAACUUCAAGAAAGCAUUUAAGUUUAUGUGUGUAAGUUAAAUGUUGAAGCUAAGUGUUGAUUAAUCUCGUGGAAGUGGUCUUAACUUAAACGAAAAUAGUAUUUGUUAUUAUUUUUUCAAACAGAUAAACUGAAAAUGAAGUUCAUAAACAAACCAUUCAGCUUUGAUAUCGGUGUAUUUACAAGUUGUUUUAUGUUUUGGUCUAGCAUUUAUUGUUUCAUAGUACUGUUCUUCGAAACUAUUUCAUUGAGUGUAUUUUCUGGUGUUUUGUUGACAAUAAUUGUACUCCUAACCUAUGGGACCCUCUGGUCUGUUGCUGUGCCUCAACCUGAUCCAGCACUAGUCAAAGAAAUUUUAGGAAGCGAUCCAAAACUGAUGAGAUUUAGAAAAUCUAACUCAAGUUUGUCUGGAGAAGAAGAGCAAGUUGAAGAUGACAAAGAGUACUUCACAGUAAUAGGUCACAGAGGGGCUGGACUUGAUGCACCAGAGAAUAGUUUGUCGGCAAUAAGACAGUGUCAUGACAAAGGAUGUAAAGCAGUCGAGUUUGACUUAGUUCUGACAGCUGAUGGCGUACCAGUGCUGUUCCAUGAUGACACUGUAGACAGGAUUACUAACUCAUCCGGAGUUGUUCAACAGAUGACAUGGGAUCAAUUAAGAGCUCUUGACAUAUCAGAGAAGCAUCCAUUGCAGGAGAGAUUCAUUGGUGAGAGAGUCCCGUUGUUUAGUGAUGUGAUCAAGCUAUGUCUAGAGCUUGACAUGAGAAUGAUCAUUGAUGUGAAGGAUGAGAGUACAAAGACUGUGGAAGUAAUACUGGCUGCAUUCAAAGAACACCCAAAGCUUUACAAACGAGCAAUAGUUUCAGGCUUCAAUCCUUUUCUCAUUUAUAUGGUCCGUUCAAAGGACCCAGGCAUUGUGUGUUCGUUGGCGUGGCGGCCAUACUACUACUCUUUGAGCAGCUACGGCCGAGACGUGGCCUCGGUGCGGCGCCACUCUGGCGUGCUGGCGCAUGUUGUAGCCUGUGCUGCCGAUGUACUCGGCACCUGGUUGUUGACUCAUGUCGGCUAUCACACUCUUGGACUGUCAGCUGUUUUGUUGCACAAAGACGUUAUUACUUCGGACCUGAUAGCUGCCUGGGAGAAGAAGAAGGUACGUGUGAUUGCGUGGACAGUAAACAGACCCCAGGAGAAGGUGUUUUUCAGACAUAUUCUACAGGUCGCGUACAUCACUGAUACUUUGGUUAGUGAGACCACGCUGCAAUGAUUGAGGCAUCUUAACUUGGGAAAAUAAUAACCAGCAUUUUUAACACAUUAGUCAUGUAGGAAAUAUUUUAUCACAAAGUACAACUCAACCUAUGUGGAUAAAACUUACAUUGGUAGUUGAAUCAAUGCAAGAUACAGUAGACGCUCACUAAUCUGACAUGUUCGUGACUUUGGCUGUACCUACUAGAUUAUUGUAAAUGCCGGAUUACUGAACGCCUUCUAAAUCUAGCCAUUAUUGCUACUCCUGAUGUCUGCCUAUCGCUCCCGACUCUCUCAAACGAUAAUAUGGUUUAAAACAGCUUUCAAAAAAAGUUUAGAUCUUUACACUGAUAACGGAUUGUUGAAAGUGUUGGACAAUCGGAUGCUGGAUCAGCAGACAUUUACUGUACUAUAGAACCGUGGCAGCUACGACAGAGUUAAAAUCCUGGUUUCACAAUUUACUUUUAAAUGUAAUGUUCACUAUCGUACUGAACUGGAUCAGCUUUAUGUUGCUUUUUUCCUAGCAUACUCAGGGAUCCAACCCAUUGUCGGAUUUGAGAGGUGAAAGAGAUCAGAUAUGUCAGGUUAUAAAUAUUAAAAUAUUAAAUGCACUUUUCAGGAUGAUUAUUAUUGCUAGGAAUAUUUGUAUUAAGAGAUGAUUUUUUAGAUUUUAUAGAAACAAAGGAUGAUAGUUAAUCACAGCUAAGCCGAAGGCAAUUAAUUUCUGUUUUUGUGAGCAAAACUGAUAAACAUUGCAUCAGUAAGAAUCUGUAAUACACCUCUAAUAUUGGCAACAAUUAAUGUUAAUAUUUAUCAAUUAAGUUUUGUUGUCAGCAGUUACAUAUUUUUGGUUUUCUUCAAAAACAUUUUAUACUUUUAUUAUUGUAAUUUAUGAAUAGUGAUUGACUUAUGAAGUAUUACUGUGCACAUUUGCUUUUGUUUUUGUGCAAAAGAAUAUUGAGUGAUUAUGUUCAUGGUUACAACAGUGAAGUGAUCAGUGUAAAUGCUUACAUAAUUUAGCCACUAUGAGUUACUGUAGUUGUACAUUAAUUCAGCCAUAAUUGGUAUCAGAUGUUACAUUUUUUACAUCAAGCAUAACAAUGGGUUGACAUUUUUAGGUCACAUGCUUUUUACCAACUAGGUAUAGUAAUUGUUUUAAAUCUUUAUUAAAAUAUGCCGAGACUGACAUGACUCGGCAUAUUUUCUUAAAAAUACACUGAAUUAUGGUAAAAAACUAUUUGAAUAUUUGUUUAUCCGAGUGGCGUCUGGUCCCAAUUUAUUCGGAAGAUUGGAUUUCUACUGUAGGCUGCUUUAAUUGAACCAUUAACAGUGUACUUCGUGGGACUUCUUUAAAAUACUGAUUUCUUUCCACCCCUUUUUUAUAAUACCAAACUAGAAUAUUAGUUCAAUAAUAAACUGCAGCGCCUUUCAUAUCCCCAUUAAGUAUCUGAGAAACUAAAUAAAAAUGAAUUUCAGUUGUACUGUACCAGACUCUAUGAGAGAGGUUCACUGAACUAUGUUUUUCGGCAAAAACAAAACUGGCGACCAAUAAAUACAAAUGGGAUGUCUACUUCAGUAUCCAAAGCCAAUGUUUGCAUGCUCUUAUAUUUUAAUUUUAGUGAUUUGUUGCCAAAGUGUAAUGGAGGCAGUUUUUUUGCAGCUGAUCUAGUUUUAUGUUUUAUUUAUUAUGCAUAUCACUUAGAAUAUUAAGUAGGUUGUAUGUUAGUUGUUUUCAAAAUGGUUUUAUUCUUAGUUUUGUAUGUGUGUUUGUUGAGUUUCUUAUUUUAAUACUAAACAUCCACUUUAGCAGCUUUGGAUAUUUGCUAACAUUUUAAAAUUUGUAAGCUCAAGAAAUUUUUAUCAGGACUGACCUCAGUUUGAUUUCCUCCAACGCAUUAGUUGCCUUAAGAACAAGCAAUUUAAAUUUACAUAAUUCUUUUUUAGAUAGUUAAUUCGUGCAAAAUUCUACUCAUGUCAUGGUGAAAAUUCAAACACUGUGUAGACUAGUUUUAUUAUCAUUCAUAAAAAGCAAAUGACAAGUCAUUUUAUUGAUAGGUACCGAAAAAAAAUAUUUCUGGCUGUCAGUAUUGCAGUGAGAUUUAUUUUGGUACUUGUAUACCUAAGAUGUUAAAUUGUGUGGCUUUAGAAUGUAAAAAAAAACUUUUUAAAGAUUUUAGUACAAGUUUGUAUUCAAUGUAAAGGCUAACUAAUUUAGGUCUAGUACAUUUUGUUUUAUUAUCCAGUGUGCCAGUUUUAGUAAUUCACUUUGAAAGUACAUUAUAUUUGGUGUUAAACAUACUAUUUAUGAUGCAUUCUUGACAUUGAGUUCUUUUGUACAAUUAUUUUAUUAUUUAUAUUUGUUGCAUUUUGUUUAUAUAAAUGUAUAGUUCGCUUGAACUGCAAGAAUGUAUAGACAGUUCCAUAUCUAUUAUUAGUUUAAAGUUAUAAUCAAACUGCACAAAUCUAUAAAGGCUGUAUUUGAUAUAAGAUUAUUUAAUUAGCGAAUUUCCCUAAACAGCUUUUACCGUAGGUGGCACGGUGAGACCUAGGCCCGGGACCGAUUUACUUUUUAAUUUUGAUGUCCCCAGAUGGCAAAAACGCAAACCGUUCAAAAUGUUAUAUACAUACAUAUAUAGAUUUAAAUAUAUGUGUCCGUGAAUGCAAGUUGAGUAAUUUUUGUCCGAUUUUGAUAAAAUUUUAUUUAAAAUUGUAAGGCGGGAUAAACUUGAAUGAGUUCGCAAACCAGCAUGAUCAGACCAUGGAAUGGGGUUUUAUGGGGUAAAAAUUGGUUUUUCUAAUUUUUACCCUCAAAACACAAAAUUCCCCAAUUUCUCUCUAAACCAUUAUAAAGAGCUUAAAAAAUGUAGUAUAUUAAACUAAUAGAGUUUCUAUACGGUUAUUUGGUACGGAGGAAAUGAAAAAAAAUUUAAAUUUAAAAUUCUUAUGUUAUUCUUGUAGAGAAUAUUGUAAAAUGUUGUAGUUUCCUUGUUUAUGGAUAUAUUUUUAUCAAACGUGGAACUGUAUUCUUUUUAAUAUAUGUCACUUACUUUCAGUUUGUUCGCAAAUAAUAAUGUAAUAAUUAUAAUUAUAUGGUACAGUUUUACAUCAAGUGUUUACAUUUAUUUUAACUGAUAACCAGUUUAUUCCAAGAUUUUUUGUUUUAUUUGAGUAGGCCUACUACAUAAAAAAAACUGUAUUUUAUUAAUUUUGAUGAUGAGACUGCAAAUCAUAAUUCUGGAUUGUGACAGACUUGGGGCUAAGAGAAUAGCCCUGUUUGGUCAAAAGCAGCCAGAUGAUGAUGAACCAGACACUAAUAUCUUGGACAAAAGCUCCUGCCCCUUGUUGAAGGAUGUAGUUGUAGGUAUAUGCUUGCCAAGUUAGUAGCAAGUGGGACAAGUUGACAUGCCGGGACCAAGGGUAUGCCCCUUCAUACAAUACAAUAUCUUGAUGAUUGUUCAUAUUAUUAUUAUUGAUUCUGUUGUGUGUUGAACUUUGGUGUGUUGAUGAAAUUUAUUCAGGUUACAGUUUGGAAUCUCUCUUCAAAAUUUUAAUCCACAAGGAAACUCAGUGCUUUAUGUUGAGAAAGAUAAAAAUUACAAUUGGUGCAAAGCUAAGCUUAGAUACUUAUAAGCUUAUCAGAGCAAAAAUAAUCUACUGUCAUCAAUCACAAUCACUUGUUUGUAAUGAAUUAUAUAAAGUUAUUACUUCUAUAUGCUAUGCUUACAAUUUGUUGUCAAUGUAGAUCUACAAAAAACAGUAAGGUAAGAUGUGGAGUUUUUAUGAACUCAUGUAAUAGAAUUAGCUCACAGAUAAAAUAUAUAGACGUUUGUUGGCUUUGUCACACUUACCGUAUAUUUUAUGGUAUGGUGGGAGCGUAAAGUAAUUUAGUCUUACAUUAUGUCCAACAGCUCAGGGACUAGAAACAUGUAUUUUAGUUGAAACUACAACUUGUAAUCAAUCCCAUUCAACUUGAGUUAGAAACACGUCAAUGAUUAACUCCUGUAAACUCUCUCCACCCCAACCUUUCACUAAAAACUAUGUUACAGUCUAAUGGAAAAUCAAAGUUUUUCCAUGAGAUACGUUGGUAUCAUCACUACAUACCCACUGUUUGCUUGGUAUCCAGACAAUAAAGCAUCAUUUUAAGUUCAUUUUUGGUGAUGGAGGAUUUGCAUUAUCUUGUCUUACAGAUCACUACAGGACAUUCUCUAUCACGAUUAGUAAAAAAAGUUUUCUACACUGUGAUGAAAAAUUUCCGCAUAACCUGUUAGAUAAGUCAAGAAUAUUGCGAUAUAGGUCAUGUAGACAAGCUAGUGAUGACUCAGUGAUUAGAUAGUAUAAUUGGGCCAAUUACGUUCUCACAAAUCCCACCUUGUGAAAUAUAGUGUACAUAUUUUGAUGUAUUUAUCUGUGCCAUUUACAAAUAAAUUGAUUUUAAGAAAUGAGA